AUGUCAUCAUCAGAAAAAUUAGAGAAAGAGGAGACCUCACUGUCGCCAGAGACUCAUCCUCGCAGCCACAUUCCCGACUGGAAAUGGAAAGGAACCCUUGCAGUUCUCAUUCUGACAACCCUGAUUAAUGGCUAUGAUGUGAGCAACGUCGCCAAUAUCCAGCCCGCCCUUUACCAGGCCUUCGGCAACAUUACGCUCUUGCCAUGGAUCAGCCUGUCCUUCAGUCUCGCCGUGUUUGCCGUACUAUCUCUCUCCAGGAAGAUUUUGUACUGCUUCGACAUGAAAUGGAUCUAUAUCGCUAGCGCUGUUGUUUUUAUGGCCGGUGCUGCUGUGGCUGGCGCAGCCCCGAAUCUCCCUGCGGUCAUUGUGGGACGAAUAAUCAUGGGUGUCGGUGGUGCUGUUGUUUACCAAAGCAAUUUGACGUUUGUUGCCGUCUUCGCCACGCCCGAUGAGACACCUCGUCUAUUCGGUCUGCUGAGCGCAACAUGGGCAGUGGGUCUCGUCAUUGGAGGUCCUAUCGGGUCCGCUCUCGCUUCGAACAGACACACCACUUGGCGAUGGGCUUUCUACAUGAAUCUACCCUGGGUAGGUCUCAGUCUUGCGGUCGCCAUUCUCUGCCUUCCUCGGAAAUAUUUAGGGCCAGACACUCCAUUAGCCUCCCGAUUGAUGGCCAUUGACCCACUGGGUAUCGUGUUCAACAUCACUACCCCAGUACUGUUCGCCCUAGCAUUGGAAUUCUCCGGUCCUGUGUGGGACUGGGGCUCUGGCGCGUCUAUCGCGGUCUGGGUGAUCUUCGGCGUCGUCCUGUUAGGAUGGGUAAUCCAGCAAUACUGGUGCAUUGGCACAACGCCUGAGCAACGCGCCAUUCCCCUUCAUUUGCUCAGCCGGGUUGACCUGUUUCCACUUUGGGUCGCGUCUGGCUGUGCGGGGGCGUCGUACGCCAUCACACUCUACUACACGCCACUCUUCUUUGCGUUCGCUCGCGGCCACAGCGCGAUGGAGCAAACUGUUCGCCUUCUUCCUUUCGUUCUGGUCUUCAUCGCCGUGGUCAUCCUCGUAGGGGGUUCGCUCCCGAUGUUUGGUCGCUACAACCUGAUCUAUAUCGUUGCUGGCAUUGCAACCGUCGCAGGAGCAGGUGCUAUGGCCGGCACACUGAGUCCCGAUGUCUCCGAGUCCCAGGUGCUAGGCUUGGAAGCCCUCAUUGGCGUUGGUCUUGGCUGUUCAUUCCAGCACGGGGUGGGUGUCUCAAAUGUGAUAAACAAGAACCCCCGCGACCGCGUCGAUAGCGCGGUCAUGUUCAACAUGGCGCAGAUGGGCGGCAUUGCAAUUGCUUUGGCGAUUGCGGGCUCGAUUUUCCAAAAUGUAGGGUACAACCUGCUGACGGACGCCAUUGGUGAUAAUGGGUAUUCGGAAAAAGAUCUGCGUGAGGCGCUUGCUGGUGUAUCGUCAGUAGUGUGGCAGUCCGACAACCCAGAAGUUCUUUCUCGUGGGAUUGAUGCCGUUGCCACUGUGAUUGGGCGGGAGUUUUAUUUAGUCGUGGCCGGCGGUGCCAUCUGUCUCGUCUGCGGGCUAGUGAUGAGAUGGGAGCGAUUGGACUAUGGUAGGGAUAAGAGCAACCAAGUCGAGACGUGA
This is a messenger RNA of Penicillium antarcticum, 1632 nucleotides long. RefSeq names its product Major facilitator superfamily domain general substrate transporter. The transcript has 3 exons. Gene Ontology annotation, molecular function: transmembrane transporter activity. Lineage: Eukaryota; Fungi; Ascomycota; Eurotiomycetes; Eurotiales; Aspergillaceae. Gene Ontology annotation, biological process: transmembrane transport. Bases 1 to 1632 code for a protein of 543 amino acids. The record is from RefSeq and is a predicted model, not a curated record.